CAAAUGAAUAAUUUCUAUCUUUAACAUAAAGUAACAGUAAAAUAUUACAUUAGUUACAACUUUUUAGCAAUGUAACUUACAUACAAUAUUAUAUUAUAUUUAUAUUGUUGUGGAAAAUAAUAUUGUAAUAUUACUGUUAACACUCUGUUCUUUUUUUAGCUGAAUCUUUUCUACCGUUCGUCUUCUUUUUUUUUCUUCAACCUAAAGAAAUAAAGAGAAAAGACGAGGAAAGAUAAACCGUGCAAAAAGGUUUUCAGGUAAAGAAAACAGGUUUAAUUUUUGUUUACUAGGUGCAAGGAACCUAACUAUUUCCGGAAAAGCGACUCGAUUGGUCGCGCAGGUCGCUUCUUGGUGCGCACAGCCUACAGUGCCGUCGCGCGUGCGAGCAAGGGCCAUUUAGCGUCCGAUCACCGUGGUGACGGCGAGCACGCAACGACGACAUCGGACGAGCCAACUGACUCACUCACAAUCCAAACAGUCGUCGUCGUCGCCGUUUGCUAUUUAUAAGCGUGUGCACGCACGAUGGGUCGUGCGUUCGCCUGUUUUCGCUACUGCCUCGUUGCCGGUGCAAUCCUCCUCGGCAUUUCUGGUGCGGUUAUGAGCGUUUUUGCCAGUUACUUUAUUUAUCAAUUGCACGAAUAUGCGCCACUUACACCUGAUCGUGUGUGCGGAUCAUCUGCCACCUUACUAGCGAUGGGCGUUAUCACAUGCGGGAUCGGCUGGUUCGCCUGGCAAUUCCUGGAUUUUUCCAACAAGGGGCAAGUAAUGGUUUUUGUCGUAGCACUGGCGAUCAUCGUGCUGAUUGAAACUGGUGUCGGGAUUUGGGCCUUGGUGCGGCACGAACAAGUAGAUAUCUUGUCAUCCGCGCGACAUGAAAAGAUCUUUGCCCUUGCCGUCACGGAUGAGAAAUCCACUUGGGAUCACAUGCAGUCAAUGUUACAAUGCUGCGGAAUAGAUGGACCUUCCGAUUAUCGUGGCGUGGACGCGAUUCCUUGGUCCUGCUGUAACACGACGAAUCUUGCGAACGAUAACAUCACUGAGGGUAUUUGCACAACCAUAAAUAAACGUGGAUGUCAGCACGUGGUAUUGAAUCGAACAAGAUCGAUCCUCCUGCACGUAUUUCUGCUAGCAUUAUGCUCCGUACUCCUACAGAUUUCCUUCAUAGCGUGUCUGACUUGCUACGUGAGAAUUUACAAAGACAGAAUGGAAAGGAGAGUAUCUGAGGUGGUCAAGCGCAUGUCCCUGCAAGAUAUUGGGGAAAAAGAUACUAAGAACAACCUUCUGACACGUCCGAAAUAUUCGCGCACUUCUGACAAUUCCUAGCUAAUGUUACGUUUCGCGAAGGGCGAAGAUACGUGUCACCUAAGAGCAUUGCAUUAUUGUGAUAUGCGAAGUACGUUUCGCGUGGUAACAACAUCAACGAUAUACAGGUACACUAGUGAUAUUGACAUUGCUCCAAUUAUACAAGAUGUUCCAGAUUUUCUAUCUAGAAAUACUUUAGCGACAAAUUCUUCAAGAUGAUUUUGCAAUACAUAAUUGAGGAAAAAGUUAUUCGGUCUUUUUCCAACUUUAAAUUGUUUGAAAAACAAAAGUCAAUUGAUAUUUUUGUUAAAGUCGAUCGAAAGGAAUUUUUUUAAUGCAUUUAGAAUAUUUUUUAAGAUUAUUUUUUAUCGUUUUGUCUUUCCUUUCUCGUCAUACAAUUAGAUUUAAAGAAAGCGUUUUCCUUUUAUAUUCAUCAAGAAAGAUCUAUCUCUAAAGUAUUUUUCAAUUCCGCGCUUGAAUGUUCUGCAUAAAGAAAAGAACAACAAUAUUCUAAAGGUGUUAAAAAAGUUUGCAUCUUUACUGCCUUAUUGCCAUUUCAUGAAUAAAUAGGCGAUUCUUAUUAUUAUAACGACAUUUUUUUAGUAUUGAUAGUUUUUUUUUUAUUUAUGUUCCUAGCAAUGCCAAAAAUUAUGAUUUAAUUCAAGAUACGUAGUUUUAUCUUAUCAUACACGAUUAAAGUUUGCGUUUACAUUUUUGAGGCUUUUAAUUUAGUCCGUACUUAACAUUUCUUUUAUUGUAGUCAUUAAAUAAGUAGCAAUCAGUAAUAAGUGCACAAUGCAAUUGCAUAAAUUGCUAUAAAUAAAUUCUGCGUUUUAUACG
Pogonomyrmex barbatus (red harvester ant) is the source of this 2142-nucleotide messenger RNA. Its product is annotated as tetraspanin-18. Gene Ontology annotation, cellular component: plasma membrane. NCBI's taxonomy places the organism in Eukaryota, Metazoa, Arthropoda, Insecta, Hymenoptera, Formicidae. The record is from RefSeq and is a predicted model, not a curated record.